Molecule: messenger RNA, 1561 nt
Organism: Gadus chalcogrammus (walleye pollock)
Lineage: Eukaryota; Metazoa; Chordata; Actinopteri; Gadiformes; Gadidae
Gene: socs2
Product: suppressor of cytokine signaling 2
Exons: 3
Coding region: 331-1200 (289 amino acids)
Biological process (GO): intracellular signal transduction; phosphatidylinositol phosphate biosynthetic process
Cellular component (GO): phosphatidylinositol 3-kinase complex
Molecular function (GO): 1-phosphatidylinositol-3-kinase regulator activity
Source: RefSeq, a predicted model, not a curated record
CUGAUUCCUGGAAAGUUCCUGGAAAUGGUUCUUUGGUGCAGGACCGUGUUUAUGGGCGCGCACUGCCUUUACUGCCCCGCUAUCAACAGUGAUGGUCGGGCAACAUGUUUCACCGCCGACUGAUUCUCCAGACGCGAAGACCUGGGCUUUGAAAUGCAGAUCUCCUCGUCACACAUUGACUAGCCGUCAUACAUCGGAGUCGUUUUGCGCGGAAUAGGAGACGUGUGUUUUACAGGGUCACCGUCGAGUCGCGCGUUGGAUGUGUGCGCAAAACCUACCACCUCCUUCCACCCGGACCGGGUCUGGCAACAUUCUACACCUUUUAUUCUAAUGCGGAAACUUGAAGAUACGAGGAAACACCAUGAGAGCAAACAUCUCCCCCAGGCACCGCUGAUCGUGUUUGCACACACACUGUGUCAACGUUUCAAGCAGAAGUUCAAAGCUUUUGGAGUCACCUGGCUGGUCAAGCGUCCGUCUGAUGUCCGUUCUGCUGGCCGGCUGCAGCUAGACAACAAGGUCGUUCCACCAAUGACCUGCCAGUCCUCCGAGCCUCCAGACGCCAUCCAGCAGCAUGACAGACGGGCGGACAGCGACCCGAGGGCUGGAGACUCCGACGAGAAUCGCAUCGCGUCGGCUAUGAAAGAUCUGAAGAACACAGGCUGGUACUGGGGCAGCCUCACGGCCCACGAGGCGAAGGAGAUCCUGCACGACGCUCCCGAGGGGACCUUCCUGGUGCGGGACAGCUCGCAGCGGGACUACCUGUUCACCAUCUCGGCCAUGACGUCGGCCGGCCCCACCAACCUGCGCAUCGAGUUCAAGGACGGCAAGUUCAAGCUGGACUCGGUGGUGCUGAUCAAGCCCAAGCUGCGUCAGUUCGACAGCGUGGUGCUGCUGGUGGAGCACUACGUCCAGCUGUCCCGCAACAGCUCCAAGGCCGGCGGGAGGGACGGCGCCAAGACGGGCGGCGGGGCGGCGGCGGCGGUGGACAACCCUCCGGCGGCGGCGGCGGCGGUGGCGUUGCCGCCGGCGGCGCCCAGCGGCACGGUCCAGCUGCUCCUGACCAAGCCGGUGUACACGGCGGCCCCCGCGCUGCAGCACCUCUGCCGCGUGUCCAUCAACCGGAGCGCCCGCAGCGUACGGGACCUCCCGCUGCCCAACCGGCUCAAGGACUACCUGACGGACUACGCCUUCAACGUCUGACGGACGGACGGACGGACGGCGGAGACUGUCCCCGCCUCGCGCAGACCCGGGGGAGAAGGGCGAUUGGUUAGGGCGGGCGUGCGCGUGCGUGCGUGACACGCAGGCGGGCGCACCCUUUGACCGCUGCUUUGAUCGCGAGGGGGGGCUGGCACUUGCAGACUCUGAGAAUGACCACUCACCUUCAAGAGGAGGAGGAGGAGGAGGAAGAGGAGGAGGAAGAGGAGGAGUGACGGGAGGCAGGCAGUACCACCGUCCCCCCUUUGAGACACUCCCGGUGGCGUCCUGAUCGUCGUGGGCCCGGGGGGGUCUUUGACCUUUUGAGACUUGUCCCAAAGGAAUAUAAUUAGUAAGAGAAUGAUGA